Messenger RNA from Oreochromis aureus, 985 nucleotides. RefSeq names its product phosphoinositide-interacting protein-like. NCBI's taxonomy places the organism in Eukaryota, Metazoa, Chordata, Actinopteri, Cichliformes, Cichlidae. Bases 247 to 681 code for a protein of 144 amino acids. The transcript is spliced from 2 exons. The record is from RefSeq and is a predicted model, not a curated record. Gene Ontology annotation, molecular function: transmembrane transporter binding; phosphatidylinositol bisphosphate binding. Gene Ontology annotation, biological process: phosphatidylinositol-mediated signaling; positive regulation of cation channel activity.
GUGGAAAGAGUUCAGGCUAGUAAGGCAGAUAUUUUCCUCUCAUUGUCCUGUCCUGGAAAAUUUGAGGCUUUUUUUCUGCAAAAAAAAAGGCUUUACUGGAGCUGUUUAUUGAAGUUUUUGUGAAAUCAUUUUAGAGCCCAAUGGAGCCGUGAGUCUGAGUGGUUUGGGGAGAGUCUAUGGAUAUCCUCUGGGGAAAGAAAGCCAAGCACCUCGCCCUGCAUGUAAUAUCAGGACAAACCGCCUGCGAUGGUAGAAGAUGUCAGCCAGGAAGUCAUGCCAGGGAGCCCAGAGAACAUCCCCCUGGGGGAGUGCACGCUGUCCCAGUCCAGGGACCAGCUCACGCCCCCGAGCCGCACGGAGAGCACUGUGUUCAGCCUGUCCCGCACUGAGUCUGUUUGGACUACGGAGAAUUCCCCCAAGAAGUCUGAAGUCUUUUGGUUCCCCAUCCACCUCAUGUCUACCGGGGGCAGCUUCCUGGCAUGUGGCAUCAUCAUCAGCGGCCUUUACUUCGCUGGCCACUGCCGGAAAGUCACCAACAUCCUGGGACCAGCCCUGCUGUCCAUUGGAUUGAUGGUUUUUGUGGUGGGCGUGGUCCUGAUUCCUAUUACCAAAGAGAACAGGAAGCGGUCGAAAAUGAAGAAGCCCCUGAGUUAUUACAGGCCUCCGGUGUUUAACCUGUGAUGGCUCGGGCGGUGAUGUUUUUCAGCACAACUUUAUGUUUGGACAUAAUUUCAGGAGAAACUUGAAGAGCACUCUGAACUGAGGUUCAUAUUUUCAGCUCUGUGGAAAAUGAUUAUUAGAAGACUGUUUGACAACAAUUAUGUUUAUCUCUCUGUGGAUUGACGACACUAUCGCAGUCUCAAGUGUGCAUGAUGUCAUUUCAUUAAUAACCGCGGCUGUCGAAAACAGGAUGAGCGCGCAUGGACAGGAAUGUGCUGCAGAAAAUGCAAUUAUUUACACCUGCACAAACAAUUUAGCAAGAAGA